Pipistrellus kuhlii (Kuhl's pipistrelle) is the source of this 2397-nucleotide messenger RNA. It is a transcript of the gene CIAO3, whose product is annotated as cytosolic iron-sulfur assembly component 3. Gene Ontology annotation, cellular component: cytosolic [4Fe-4S] assembly targeting complex. NCBI's taxonomy places the organism in Eukaryota, Metazoa, Chordata, Mammalia, Chiroptera, Vespertilionidae. The record is from RefSeq and is a predicted model, not a curated record. Gene Ontology annotation, biological process: iron-sulfur cluster assembly. Gene Ontology annotation, molecular function: 4 iron, 4 sulfur cluster binding. Bases 101 to 1540 code for a protein of 479 amino acids. The transcript is spliced from 11 exons.
GUUGCUUUCCGGCAGCGUGGCGGAACCACCCCGUCGUUUCGCGUCGUUUCGCGCCGUUUGGCGCCGUUGGUGACGCCUGCGCGCAGCGCCGGACGGCAGUAUGGCCGGCAUGGCGUCGCCCUUCAGCGGGGCGCUGCAGCUGACAGACUUGGACGACUUCAUAGGGCCGUCUCAGGACUGCAUCAAGCCCAUGAAGAUCGAUAAGAAGCUGGGAAGUGGCGUGGCCAAGAUCCACAUUGAAGAUGAUGGGAGUUACUUCCAAGUGAGUCAGGACGGAGGGACACGGAAGCUGGAAAGGGCCAAAAUCUCACUGGACGACUGUCUGGCAUGCAGUGGCUGUGUCACCUCAGCAGAGACCGUGCUCAUCACUCAGCAGAGCCAUGAGGAGCUGCGGAAGAUUCUAGAUGCCAAUAAGACAGUGGCUCCUGGUCAGCAGAAGCUGGUUGUCAUUUCAGUCUCACCCCAAUCCAGCGCAUCGCUGGCUGCAAGAUUCCAGUUGAAUCCUACAGACACCGCCAAGAAGUUAACUGCAUUCUUUAAAAAACUAGGGGCGCACUACGUGUUUGAUACCGCCUUCUCGAGGAACUUCAGCCUCCUGGAGAGCCAGCGAGAGUUUGUGAAGCGAUUCCGAGAACAGGCCAACUCCAAGCAGGCCUUGCCCAUGCUGGCUUCUGCCUGCCCAGGCUGGAUCUGCUACGCCGAGAAGACCCAUGGGAGCGCCGUCAUCCCCUACAUCAGCACCGCCAGGUCCCCGCAGCAGGUCAUGGGCUCCCUGGUCAAGGACUUCUUCGCCCAGCUGCAGCAUGUGACCCCCGACAAGAUCUACCACGUGACAGUGAUGCCCUGCUAUGACAAAAAGCUGGAAGCGUCCAGGCCUGACUUUUUUAGCCAGGAGCACCAGACGCGAGAGGUGGACUGUGUCAUCACGACAGGAGAAGUUUCCAAGUUGCUGGAAGAAGAAGGGGUCUCACUAUCAGAACUGGAGCCAGCCCCCCUGGACAGUGUGUUCAGCAGCGUGUCUGUGCAGGAGCCCACCAGCCAUCGAGGCGGGGGCUCGGGGGGCUACCUGGAGCACGUGUUCCGGCAUGCAGCCCAAGAGCUCUUUGGAAUCCACGUGGAUGAGGUCACCUACAAACCCCUGAGGAACAAGGAUUUCCAGGAGGUGACGCUGGAGAGUGAAGGCCGAGUCCUGCUGCACUUUGCUGCGGCCUACGGCUUCCGUAACAUCCAGAACCUGGUGCAGAAGCUCAAGCGAGGGCGCUGCCCGUAUCAUUAUGUGGAGGUCAUGGCCUGCCCCUCAGGUUGCUUGAACGGCGGAGGCCAGCUCAAGGCCCCCGAGAUGCCCAGCAAGGAGCUCCUCCAGCAUGUUGAGAAGCUGUACAGCAUGGUCAGGACGGAGGCACCAGAGGAUGUGCCUGGGGUCCGGGAGCUGUACGAGCACUGGCUGCGUGGGGAGGGCUCGGAGCGCGCCAGCAGCCUGCUGCACACGAGCUACCACGCAGUGGAGAAGGCCAGCUCUGGCCUCAGCAUCCGGUGGUAGAAGGCUCACCAUGGCCAGUGCCAGGACCUCAGGACCCAAGGCUUUGCCCCCAAAGUGGUGGGUGAGCUGCGAGGAUGUACUGGAACCCACACAGAGAUGGGACUCAGGACCACAGCCAGUGAAGAUGCCUUCCAGCCUGCACUCACCUGGGCUCCCCAGCACAGGCCAGUUUCCGUAGGGUACUGACCCUCUCCACAGGCCCAUGGCCACGGCAGUGCCCUCGUCUUCCUGGUUGUGGUGAGCCAAGUGUGGGAGGGUUUCAGCCAGUCCCAUGAGGAGCUUAAGGCAGAGUAAAAGUGGAGUUUCACCUGACCCAUGUGGCUCAGCUGUUGAGCAUCAACCAAUGAACAAAUGAUCAUGGUUUGAUUCCGGUCAGGGCACAUGCCCAGGUUGCAGGACUGAUCCCCAGCAGGGGGCAUUCAGGAGGCAACCAGUCAAUGAUUCUCAUCGAUAUUUCUCUCACUCUCCUUCUCUGAAAUCAAUAAAAAAAUAUAUAUUUUUAAAGUGAGGUUUCUUUCCCCCAUUUCUAGAGUUAAGUCCUGAAGCUCAGGUAGGGAUGGGCCAGGCCUGCCCAGGUUAAGCUUACAGCCCAGCAUGGGGCCCUAUUGCACUUGGUAGCAAAGUACACUGGCAGGAGAGCAGCACCCAGCCCAUGACACCCCCUGCUGGGGAAGCGGUGCCCACUGCACCUGGACCUGGGUGUUUACUUUAAGGAAGCUGUGGUUCUAGGGCCUGGGAACCUAUGUUCUCCACUGCUGGGUCCCCACUUAAAGGGGGAAGGAAGGAAGGGAGAAAACACACUGGGCUCUGCCUGUAGGCCCGACCCCACUAUAAUAAAGGACUUCCCUCUGAAAACA